AACCAUCACUUCAUGAUGAACAAAUUCAUUUUUCUAACUGGCUUUUCUCUGGCAUUGUGUCAUUUUGGAUUGGCCUCCGAACUGGCAUGUUACUUCACAAACUGGGCUCAGUACAGAUCCGACGGUGGCAAGUACGAGCCAUCUGAUGUGGACCCACAUCUGUGCACUCAUUUAAUUUAUGCUUUUUCCAGUAUUAAUGAGGAAAAUGAAUUGACAACCACUGAAACGAAUGACAAAACUCUCUACAAAUCUUUCAAUGAACUAAAGACAAGAAACCCCAACUUGAAAACUCUGUUGGCUGUCGGAGGAUGGACCUUUGGCUCAGAACAGUUUAGUAUCAUGGUGUCCACACCAGAAAACAGGCAGACCUUUAUUCAGUCCUCCAUCACAUUUCUGAGGAGCCACGGCUUUGAUGGUCUGGAUCUGGACUGGGAGUAUCCCGGUGCCCGUGGAAGUCCUCCAGAAGACAAGCAGAGAUUCACUCUGCUGUGCAAGGAACUCUUGGAAGCUUACACGGCAGAGGGUGCUGCCACAGGACGUCCCAGACUCAUGCUCACCGCUGCAGUGGCUGCUGGGAAAGAAAUCAUUGAUGCUGCGUAUGAAAUUGCAGAAAUUGCCAAGUAUUUGGACUUCAUCAAUAUCAUGACCUAUGACUUCCAUAUCACAUUGGAGAAUGUCACUAGACACAACAGUCCUCUGUACCGUGGCUCUGGAGACACAGGAGACAAUAUCUACUUAAAUACUGAUUUUGCAAUGAAAUACUGGAGAGAUCAGGGCACUCCUGUGGAAAAGCUGAGGAUGGGGUUUGCAACAUAUGGAAGAACGUUUAGCCUGGCGUCUGAAAACACUGGAGCCGGAGCUCCAACUAGUGGACCUGCCUCAGCUGGAAAUUUCACUAAUGAGGCCGGAUUCUGGUCCUAUUAUGAGAUCUGUACUUUCCUUCAAGGAGCCACCGUGCAAUGGAUUGAUGAUCAGAAAGUUCCUUAUGCAACCAAGGAACAGGAAUGGGUGGGAUUUGACAACAAGGAAAGCUUUACGACUAAGGUGAACUACCUGAAGGAGAACAAGUUUGGAGGAGCUUUCGUCUGGGCUCUGGAUCUCGAUGACUUCACAGGACAGUUCUGUGGGCAGGGCAACUACACUCUUAUUAGGCAUCUCCACUCACUUCUUAAUACUGAGUUUCCAACUCUCCCUCCAAAUACAACACAUGUGCCCUAUGAGACCACAACUUCCUCAGGAGCAGAGUGUCAUGAGUCGGGUUUGAUUUUCUCCCUGUUUCUUAUUUCCUCCAUCAUUAUUACUACUUAAGACUUAUAAUUUCCACACCUGUUCCUUCUUUACUCUAAUUUUCUUUGCUAUUUCUCUCUGCUGUUUUCUCGCCUCUUUGCCAGAUUAUUAUUAUGUGCUUUCUUACGUGUGUCCCGGCUCUUCAUGCUACAGGAUUCCCUUCUCGUGUUCUCUGUGUGUUCAUUCCUGUCUGAGUCACAAUCUAAGUCCCAGACUUAUUCUUGCCCCGCCGUGUACGUCAUACCCGUUCUCUGCCCAGUCUCCCAGCAGCCAGAGAUCGAGUAGAUCACUUGCGGUACAGAUUCUCUAAGUCCGGGACAGAGCCUCUGUGUUGUUGCGACCCCUCUGCCAAGACCUGGAUCGCUUCUGUUGACUUUUUCUCGUGAACUGUUUCCCAGCUGCGAGUACACAAGAAGCUGGUGCUCGGCAGACUGCCUGAGUUAUUAGGGCCCAAGCCCCUCAGGCACAGGGCCCUUUUGUUUUUCUAAGGAGAAUUUUUUUUUUCCGUCAUCCAGGGCUUUUUGGGGGCCUUAACAUGCCCACACAUUAACAUGCCCACACACAUUGGAAUCUGCGGCCAUUAGGAAGCCACAAAGGAUAGGACCAAGGCAUGGCUAAGGGGCUCGACAGCGCCCCCUUGAAUGGUGUCCAAAAACUUGGUCCGUGUAUCAAACACGCUUUCAUGUAUUUGUAUGAAACCCGGUACACAUUUCUCUGUGUGUGUGUGUAGGUGUGUGUGUGUGUGAGUGAGUGAGUGAGUGAGUGAGUGUGUGUGGGUCUCUGUCUGUGUCUCUCUCUGUACUUCUUUUGACUAUACUUGUGAGGACCAAAUGUCCUCACUUAUUUUGUGGAAUACUUUCACAACCCAAAACCCACACAUUUGACUGGUCCUCACUAUUUUAAAAGGCUUUUAAAUCAGCCAAAAUAUGUUUUUAUUUAAAUAUAGUGAUGGUAACAUGUUUCUGUGAUGGGUAUAGGUUUAGGAUUAGGGGUUGGGUUAGGUGAUAGAAAAUAUUGAAUACUGACCUGUGUUGUGGAAAUUUUAAUUUUUCAUAUGCUUUUUACCUGUAUUCUUAUGAAAUAUGAUGCUUAUGGAACAUGGUAUGAUGUUGGCUUCAUUGGUAAUGUUUAACAUAGUGUUAACAUAGAUGUUAGAAAUAGAAAGAGCAAGAUAUAGUAUGGGGAAAUGCAAGAUGUAUGUCUGUGCUAACAAUGUGUGGAAAGUUACAGCCACUAAGGGAUGUUCCAAAUAUGGUAAAAGGACAGAGGCUUCGGCCUUGGAGGUUAGAGAUAUAAAAGUGAGGGGAAGCUUUCGUUCUUGGUCUUACACUCUGCAGCUACUUGUGUUUCUGUAUAACCUGUCUGACCUUUCUUGCAAGAAAUAAAAGCUUUAAAGACAAUUGGACGUGUUUGUCUCUUAUGCAGUAGAGUCGGAGUUGAUUUUGUUUGCCACAACACCUGGUUUAAAAUCAGUGGAAGUCUAUGCAAUGUCCUCACUGAGACAGCAAUACAAACCUGUGUGUGUGUUUACCCAUUUUUUGAUGAACUUAUAGAAAUAUUGAAUGGCAAAUGAUAACUUCACACUCAUUUGAAAUUGAACCAUGACAUUAUAUCACUAUUUGGACAGGACUUCUUUUUAAAUGUCAUUUGAGUUACAAUUAUUAUUACCAACACCUGUGAUUUCAUGUUCUGAUUCAUACAAGACUUAAAUCUUUGUUUUGUGUUUACAGAGGAGAGUGUGUUUUCUUGACAUGGGUGUUAUAGAAGGUUAUGUGCUGUGUUUGCAAACGUCAUGUACAAUGCAUGUCUUUAAAUUAAUUAUUUAUUGAUAUAAUUCAAAUUUAUUAAAAAUCACUAUUUAAGUAAAUUUCACUUGAUUUUAUAAAAGUGGCUGUUUAAAAUAAACUUGCAUAUGGGCAUUUGCAUUUGAUCAUAUGGGCACCAGCUGCUGCAGUAAAUGUGUUGUAUUCAAAUAACUUUGACAUAGUCCUUUUAUGUUUACCCCUUUUAAAUGUGCACAGUUGCCCUGAAGCCACCGGGUUGGCGGUGCCACUGGGCUUGGGUCCGCCAUCGCUGCUUGCAGCUAUAUUUCCUGUUAUUAUUAAUAAACUGUAUCUUAACUGCC
Megalobrama amblycephala (Wuchang bream) is the source of this 3412-nucleotide messenger RNA. Its product is annotated as acidic mammalian chitinase-like. Bases 13 to 1308 code for a protein of 431 amino acids. Gene Ontology annotation, biological process: carbohydrate metabolic process; chitin catabolic process. Gene Ontology annotation, molecular function: chitinase activity; chitin binding. The record is from RefSeq and is a predicted model, not a curated record. The transcript is spliced from 11 exons. Lineage: Eukaryota; Metazoa; Chordata; Actinopteri; Cypriniformes; Xenocyprididae. Gene Ontology annotation, cellular component: extracellular region.